Molecule: messenger RNA, 5990 nt
Organism: Durio zibethinus
Lineage: Eukaryota; Viridiplantae; Streptophyta; Magnoliopsida; Malvales; Malvaceae
Source: RefSeq, a predicted model, not a curated record
AAAAAAAAAAAACAAUUUAUUUUUUUAUAUAUAUUUUUAAUUUUGACACUGAUUCGAUCGCUUUAUCUUCGCUUCCCGGUCUGAAAAAUCCAAUUCUAGAGGGAGAAACAAAAAAGAAAGAAAAGAUUUUAGAGAGAGUGAGUGAAAAUUCACACCGUCGUUUUAAGUUAAACUUUCCCGUCGUUUUGAAACUUUCUCCUUCUCUGUCUAAUUAAGCUUAGCUUCGUUAAUUACAGUUAAUUUGUUUUAUUUAAAAGAAAAGAGGAAUUGCCGUUUCUUAGCUUCUGUUGAAGAACCCUAAAGAAAUGAUCUUGUGGCUCAGAUCAAAAGCUUAAGUUCCUCUUGCACUCUUUGUUGUCUGAAGCUUUUUUUUUUGUUGGAUGAUAUCUUGCAGAGUGGAGUAGUGGCAAUUUGGGGAGAUUUUCCGGUAGAAUAAAGUGGCUUUGAGCUGUGAUGAUCUUAUAAUAUGGAUACACUUAUAUUGUGCAAAACCAUAUAGCUAUAAAACCGUGGUUUGUGGAUUUUUAAUGCCUGGUAACGAGGUUGAAGACGGGAUCCACAGUCUAUUGGAGCUAGACAACUCUCUCCUGGGCCAGUAUCUGCCGCAAGCUGUGGAUGGAAAUUGGCCAGUGCUUAACUAUAAUCCGUGGAUUGGAAAGCUGAGGCAGAUUGGCGCACCCCAGAAUUUCAAUUUGAAAAGCUACAAUUUGCAACAAUUAGAUUCCGUGAGAGGAUGUGGUGGUGAGGUGUUGAGUGUGCCACACAAUCAAAACUAUACACAAUUGUCUCCUACACUUGACUAUUCCCAAAUUCUUUCCAGAAACCACCAACUAAAUACAAAUGACUUCUGGCUUGGUUGUCAGAGUUUUGGGAUACAACAGAAUCAACCAGGGUUUUUGUGUGAAAAUACAGGUUAUGAUCAGUAUAAUUUGAUUUCCAGAGGCUCUUCUAUCUUUAAAUCACAUCAAGAAAAUGAGUCUUGUGAGAGUCCCACCCUGACAACAAAUUCGGAAAGAUCAGAAAUUACUGAAGCUUCUACUGAUUUAAACAUUCUUAAAGGGCAACAACAACUUUUGAACACGCCACAACUGAGUAUUCAGCAGCCUCUCCCCAUGCAGCAGUCUGGCUAUAAUGACAUGCAGUUGUUGCAGCAGCACAUAAUGAUCAAGCAGCUGCAAGAUCUUCAGAGACAACAGAAACUUCAGCAGUUUGGUGAUGGGAGGCAGCAGAAUACUUUAAACCAACUUUCUGCUAUCGCCAAACAGUCUGCUGCUGGUCAGUUCUCUCCUCUCAUUAAUGGAACACCUGUUCAUGAAUCAUCACAAAUGUUUAUGAACAUUGUCCAGCAAGGUACAUCUCCCACUACUCCCGGAGUAUCUAACAAAGUUGUAUUCCCACAAGAUCAAGGUCAGGCUUUCCAUUUGAUGGGCCUAAGUUCUCAGCAGCCUGAUGCAUCUUUAUAUGGUACUCCUGUUGCUAGUGCAAGAAGUAACAUGAGUCAAUAUUCUCAGCAAGGAAUCUCUAGUGACGCUGUUAAUUUGUUAACCAAGGCUGGUGGUCAAGCACAUAAGCUUACUAUGCAGUCAUCAGGUGCAUUCUUAAGAGAUCAGUUCACUGUUUCACCAGAUCAGGUCUACAUGUCACAAGGUGCCUUAAUAUCAAACCCAGGAUUUCAGGGGAAAGAUAUUUUUGGACAAGCUUCUGUCCAGAGCAUAAAUAAUGGGAAUAUGUCAGGAAGCUUCCCGGCUGGGAAUGCUGCACAUAUCAAUGCAUCUGCCAAAGACUUAAAUGAAAAGCAAGAGCGAGCUGGUUGGCCUGCAAUGCAGCAGAAAACUAGUCAAAUUGGCCCCUCUCAGGAUUUGGUUCCUUUAGAUCCAAUGGAAGAGAAGUUAUUAUAUAACAUGGAUGACAACUUCUGGGAUGCCUCCUUAGGCAGGCGCACUGAUUUAGGUGCUGGAAGUUUCAGCAAUGCAUUGGAGAACUCAGAUUUUUCGAAUGCAUUUCCAUCUAUUCAAAGUGGGAGCUGGAGUGCUCUAGUGCAGUCUGCUGUGGCUGAGGCUUCUAGCAGUGAUACUGGGUUACAGGAGGAGUGGAGUGGAUCGACAUUUCAGAAUACUGAACAGUCAACUGAUAAUCAGCUUUCAAACUUUGUGGACAGUGAUAAGCAACAGGCAGGUUGGAUUGAUGGCAACCUGGAAAAUGCUUCCUGCUUUAGUUCAAAGCCCAUGCCCAUGUUCAAUGAUUCGGGUGUUAACUCUAGCUUCCCUGGUUUUCAGCAGCCUGCCACCCAAUUUUCGACUGAACUUGGAGAGAAUCUACCCCAUGAUGUAUCACAUGGGUCUUCUGAAAGGAAGUCCCCCAAAGUCCCUUCUGAGUGGGUAGAUUGUGGCACUCAACAGAAGCAAUCCUGUGAGGGAGAUCUACAAGCUCAGUCAUAUACGCAUUUAGAUAAUGCUUGGGUAGGUCAGAUGUACAAGCACUCAGACUGUGGUGCUCAUCAGCAGAGUGCUACCUCACUUGAGGAUUUUGGCCAGCCGUAUACUAAACAUAAAGGUAGCGCUAAUGAUGGUUGUUUGUCGAAGACAUCAACUGGAGGAAUGGAGCAAGUACAAUCUGGCACUGAAAAUAAUCUGUUCAGCAGAAAAGAUUCACAGAUAAAUAAUAACCAUUCAACUGGUCAACAAGUCAUAAAUAAUAAUAGAUCUAAUUACAUGAGACAUGCUGAUAUCUCUGCCACCAAGGAAAGUGAGAGCAAAGGGCAAAAACAGCAUCAGAUAAGCAAUAGGCCUCAUGGUUUUGCUAACUCUUUUGAAGGAGAAGGUGAAAUAGACGUAAAUCGACAAAAAAGCUACCGAAGGCAGGCUUCCAAUAACCACUAUAAUUCAAAAGGAUUGAGUGAUCAUGACCAAGGACAUUCUGGUCAGUUCAAGUUUCUUGCUGAUGUUUCUAGUGGCAGUCCCAACUUCAAUGAGGUGCGCUCACCUUUGGAAGAGGUAACUUCUGGGGAUGAUAUCAAAUUAGUUGGCCCUGAUGGAUCAAAAAUUUCUGCUCAGACAAGUCAAAAUAUGCUUGAGCUACUUCACAAAGUUAACCUUCCAAGGGAAUUUGGUGCCAUUGCACAUUCUGGCUUUAUAGACUCUAAUGCAUUGUCCAAAGUUCCUGAGGCAGAAGCUCAUAUAUCCGUUGCUCAACUAUACAAUUCAUCUUCCGCUUCUCAAGGGUUUGGUUUAAGGUUGGCCCUCCCAUCCCAACAGCUGCCAAAUUCAAAGUUUUUCCUCAAUUCUCAGGGUUCUCCACAGACUCUAAGUUAUCUAAAAUCAGGGCAGGCCAAUCAAACUUGGACAGCUACCACAUAUUCCGUUCAAUCUUUGUCUCCAGCACAUGAUUUGUCUCAAAAAGUACAUUUGGAUGGUAAAUCCAGUAUGUCCGGACAAACAGGUGUCUCGCCAUACUCAAACAUGCAGGGGGGUGCUGUUGCAGCCUUUGCUUUCAGUCUUCCAGAUCUGAGAAAUCAAACACAAAUGCAAAACAUGCCUAAUUCACCUGUAGCAUCUCAAUCAAUACAGUCGACACUUUCAAGUACUAAUAGGAAUCCCCCUUUUAACCUUGCUACCUCUCAAGAUACUUCUCAGCAGAUUUAUGCCAAUCAUUUUGGUCAACAGUUUCCGGUUUUGGAGGCUUCACAGGUAUCUCAGCCUUCUAUCAUGUCAGGCAUGUCAAGGCAGGGUGAAUUUUCUGCAAUGCAAAAUGCACAGUCAACUCUACCAACUCAGCAGAAUCUUUCUUUUUUAGAACCUCUCAAGGUUCCUGCCAGCUUGCCUCUGUCCAUGGAUCCCACAGAUAGUAGUAUAAACUCCCAUAAAGGUGAUUAUGGGGAAUUGCAGACAGGAAAAGAGAGGUAUCUGCAGCAAAUGUCUUCUGAUAUGACAGAUUCUUCCCAGCCAGCUAGUUUCUAUCAAGAAGAACCUUCACAAAAGCAUUGCUUAAAUGUAAUUGCAAUGCCUUCUUCCUCCUUGUCUCAUUCUAAUCAGGAGGACCAAGCCCCUAUUACUUCUGAGAAAAACUUUGCACCUGGUGCCCAUUCUUUGAAACCAUUUAACAGUCUCCAGCAAAAUUACUCCCUGUUGCACCAAAUACAAGCAAUAAAAACUGCUGGGACUGAUCCAAGUAAGAGUACUGAUGACACUCAGCAGGUUGCUUCGGUGGUAGGACGGCAGUUGCAUGAACAUAAUUCAAGGUUGAGAAAUUCAAUGGAUAGUGGACCAAGUUUAGCUGCAGAGGAUAACAAAACACUAAGCUUCUUCACAGGUUCAAGAGAAGAUCCAACUAUAAAAGCUUUGUCACAGACUGCUCUCGGACAUAUGCCUUCCACUGAGAUGGUCAGAUUUGGUCAAAAUAGUUCUCAGAGCCAACCUACUAGCAGUUCUUAUGUAACUAAUCAUACAAAUCAUGGCCAGGGUAACCUGCAUAUGGCACCCUCUUGGUUUAAGCAGUCUGGGACCUUCAGAAAUGGGCAGAUGCUUUCAGUGUCUGAUGCCAGGAUUACAAAAUCUGUCUCUGGACAGUUCUCUCUCUUGAAGCCUACUCAGAAUCUGCAUAUUCAUGCCUCUGUUGGACAAGUAGAUGCUGUGGGGGCUAGUCAAGCUGCUAUUUCCAGGCCAAGCUCAGCUACCACCUUGGUGGCAAAUGAACACUCUUCAGCUCCCUAUGUGUUGCCGUCAGGCAUCAACAAUCAAAAUAUUGUUAUCACAAGACCAAAGAAGCGCAAAGCUAUGACAUCUGAGCUUCUCCCAUGGUGCAAAGAAGUGUCACAAGGUUCCAGAAAACCUCAAAAUAUCAGUGUAUCAGAACAAGAGUGGGCUGAGGCCACAAAUCAGUUAUGUGGGAAGCAGGUGGAAGAUGAGGUCGAAAUACUUGAAGAUGUGCAUCCGAUGCUUCGAUCAAAGAGGAGGCUUGUCUUGACAACACAGCUUAUGCAGCUAUUGCUUCCUCCUGCACCGGCAUCAAUUCUCAGAGCAGAUGCCACCUCAAACUAUGAUAGUGUGUCAUACUUUGUUUCUAGAGUAGCCCUAGGUGAUGCAUGCAGCCUUUCCUGUGGUGUAAGAAAUAAUAUGGAGCUCUCCUUUGAAAACAGUGACAUGAUCUCUGAGAAGUUGAAAACUUUUGAGAAAAGUGAUGACCAGAAAAUUUUGGAAGUCAUGGAAGAUUUUACAGAUAGAGCUAAGAAGCUAGAAAACAAUUUCCAAAGAUUGGACAAGAAAGUGUCAGUUCUAGACAUCAGGCUGGAAUGCCCGGAGCUGGAACGUUUUUCUGUCAUCAACCGUUUUGCCAGAUUUCAUAUCCGAGGACAAGGAGAUACCUCUGGAGCUGCAUCAUCCUUUGCAAGCCACAAACGAGUUCCCCAGAGAUAUGUCACAGCACUUCCGAUGCCUAGGAAUCUUCCUGAGGGGGUACAAUGUUUUUCACUGUGAUCAUUAUUUAACUAAUCCUCGCUCAUAUUGAAUGUUGUUUUCACCUAUUCUCUGCAUGCCAUACCAACGCAUUUCUCCAUGAUAUCUCUCUUCACCAACCUUAAUGCUGGCAAGCAAGAAAGACGAGAACGCGUGAUGGAAUGCCGGAGAGGUCAACCUUGUAGGCCCUUAGUUAUUUUUAGUUGAGGCCAUUGCUGUCAUUUUUGAGAAAGUAAAUAUUGUUUCUUGUAUAUUUUCAUGAAAGUCCAAGGAGAAUAGGAGUAUUCUAAGUAUCAUUUGAAAAAGAGCAAGAGGAUCAUCAGUAUGAAUGUCUUUUAACUUGUUACAUAAAUAGUGGAAUUUAGGUUGCCUAAAACGUGGAUAAUAUUUGUAUCUUUGCCUUUGUUGGGUCUCUGUCCCGGUCUUUUUCUUUUUCACUCUUUAAGGUUUAUUCUGUUAUCUGCUGGAAGUACAGCAGAACAGAAUCUUGCAGACCAGCAAUUAUUCAGCCAAUGAAAAUAUUUAUUGGCCGGUACAAGU